CCCGAGGCUGCAAACUCUCCGUUGUAAAUUGUCUCGAGGUUAGAACCGGACAGAAGUAAGAGGCCAUUGAAGGAAAAGAGUUGAGGGAGAAAGGAUGGCAAGAUCCAUUGCUUUUAUUGCCAUUGCCUCCAUUUGUUGUUUGUCGCUGGUUAGAUUGGCCAGCUGCUCGGAUUUCAUCGUCACAGGCCGAGUCUACUGCGACACUUGCCGAGCCGGGUUCGAGACGAACCUGACCACUUACAUCUCUGGUGUGCCUCUCAAAAUUGAAUGCGAAGAUCGCGAAGGCGACCAUCCUAAGGUGGUCAUAGAUGGAGUAACAGAUGAAACAGGAACUUACCAGAUUCCGGUGGCCGGCGAGCAUGAAGAUGAUAUCUGUGAGGUGAUGGUAACAGAAAGCCCCAUGGCUGACUGCAACGAGCUCUCACCUAACCGCAACCGGGCCCGAGUCCUCCUGGCCAAGAACAGUGGCAUGCCUUCCCGCCUGCGCUACGCGAACUCUAUUGGUUUCUUGAAGAAGGAACCCCUCCCCGAAUGCGGACCCUUGCUCCAGGAGUUACUUGCAGAGUGAGAAAAUCCAGGAUUUUUGGAAAACCCAGAUAAUCCCAGAAAUAAGCGGGUUUUCGUGUUUUUUUUUUUUCAGAUUCUCCCCAAUGUUGGUUACUGUUUAGGAAAUGAUAACCUAUAGGGGUUACAGUUUUUGUGAUGUUUUUGGUCUCUUAUGUUGGAUCCUUUGUGGUGAUUUAGUUGUUUCUAUGUCUGAUAGAAAGACAGAAAUAAAGAACUUCCAUGGCAUGGCCUGCCUUGAUAAGGCUUUUU
Nymphaea colorata (pocket water lily) is the source of this 816-nucleotide messenger RNA. Its product is annotated as major pollen allergen Lol p 11-like. NCBI's taxonomy places the organism in Eukaryota, Viridiplantae, Streptophyta, Magnoliopsida, Nymphaeales, Nymphaeaceae. The transcript has 2 exons. The coding region runs from base 95 to 568 and encodes 157 amino acids. The record is from RefSeq and is a predicted model, not a curated record.